This is a messenger RNA of Batrachochytrium dendrobatidis JAM81, 717 nucleotides long. RefSeq lists its product as uncharacterized. Bases 158 to 397 code for a protein of 79 amino acids. Lineage: Eukaryota; Fungi; Chytridiomycota; Chytridiomycetes; Rhizophydiales. The record is from RefSeq and is a predicted model, not a curated record. The transcript has 4 exons.
GCACAACAAAACAAGCCAGCCGAGUAGCGUUUCACUCGUAUCACUUGUAAAAAAAGAUGCAUCACGAACACGAUUACUGGAGAAACGCAAAGAUCAGGCAGCGUUACGCCAUAAUGCCAAAGUGAAUCUUAAUGAAAAGGUUCGACGAUUAAAAAGAAUGGAUCAAAUACACAAUUCGGCUCAAGAGCAAGUUGAGCGCAUAGCCGAUCAGCGGUGUUUUGAGGAAGAAAAGAUGGUCAAGGGGUUGCUGGAUGAGUAUAUCAAGGCACAACGACUAGCAAUUAUUGAAGAGCGUCGACUGGAGCGAGAUACGCAGAAAAAAAGCAAUGAACAAAAGAAAAUCAAAGAGAUGUCACGACGCAAAUUAUAUCCUUUUUUCAUUUGGGUUAUUGUGUAGAUAUGAUUAUAUAUAGGUGAUGCCUUGACUAUGAUUUUUUACUCUGCAGGAUCAGAUUGAUAUGUUGAACGAACAGCUAGCGGAACAAAACGCGAAGAAGCACUUGUUAAAAAAGUACAAAAUGAGGAAAUGAGGACAUUAGUUCGAGAACAAAAAGAACAUGCGAAAGAGAGAAUCCAACAAAUCAAAGACAAACUCGACCAGGACUGGGGGAGAGCACUGUACGAACAAGAGGCGGCAGACGCAAUCCGACGCAGGAUUAAAUUUCAAGUAGUUAGUAAACGGAAUAAAGUUUGAUGGAGGGAUUCCCUCGAAAGUUG